UGGGCGGGCCGCAGCUCGGCUCUUCCCGUUCGGCCCAGCCCCUACGACGGGAAGUCGGAGCGCGGGGCCGCGCCGGGGCCGCCGGAGCCAUGGGUACCGCCGGAGCCAUGGGUACCGCCGGGCUGCCGCUGCUCCUCACCGUCUGCUGGCUAGGCACCGCCGGGGCGGCGACAGGAGGAAAAGUUCUUCUGCCUCCAUCCAACCUGAGCUACUCAUUUGUCCAAAUCUGCACUCUGAACUGGACCUGGAACCCCCCCGAGAACGUCAGCAGUGGCUGCGACCUGGAGUAUUCCAGCGAGGUUGUGAUCGAUGAGGUCCUGCAGGACAGCAGGGCUUGGAGCAAGAGCCGCUUCCGCCUGACCGAGACGUGCCUGAACGAGGAGAUGCGCUUCAAAGUGAGGAGUGAGUGCAAGCAGGACAACAGCACCCAGCCCAGCAGGUGGCUGGAGGCCUCUCUCCUGCCUAAAGGUGUCCCAGGUUCUGCUGCUGUGAACCUGAGCUGUGUCUGGCACAAUCUGGAGUCCAUGGCUUGCACGUGGCGUGCUGGGGAGAACGCCAGCAGGGACACCAGUUACACCUUGCACUACUGGUUCGAUGGCUUGGACAGCUCUCACAAGUGCAGCAACCAUUCCGUGCACCAAGGGAUCUCUGGAUGCAUUUUCCCUCUCAGCUUCCCAAAUGUCACCAGGAGUUACCCAGCUGUAAGGCUUCUGCUCCGAGCUGAUUCUGAGGCCAUCAGGCCUGUGUGUGCGAGUGCAAACCCCACCACCCUGGUUAAACCUGCUACCCCAGAGCAGCUCACACUGUCAAAGGUGAAAGAUGACAUCUAUGUAGAGUGGAGUGAAUCAGAAACCUUCCCAGACAACUGCUUGGUUUAUGAAGUUAAAUAUCACACUGGAGAUUCAGCCUCUGCUCGGAUAAUCCAAGUUGAAAGCAACUCUCUGUCAGUUCCCAGUGUUGAUCCCAAGAGCAAAUACACCUUCAAAGUGAGAGCAAACCCAAAACCUGAGUGCUACAGCAGCCACCUCUACAGUGACUGGAGCCAGGAGGAGAGUAUUGGUGAGGAGCUGGGCUCUGCCUUCCAUUCCGUGCUGCUGAUCACCAUCCCAUUGCUAGUGGCAGUCUCUACCAUCAUUCUGCUGGUUUACCUGAAAAGGUUGAAGAUAUUAAUUCUGCCACCAAUCCCAGAGCCCAGAGAAAUUCUGAAGCAUAUGUUUGGAGAGCAGAAUGAGGAUUCCCAGAGCUCUGCAAAGGAGGACUCCAUGGACACCUGCCACAGGUUUGGGAAGGAAGAAGAAAUUCAUUCUUUGAUUGUGACAGAAACCUCAGUGGCUGCUAACCCUGACAAGGAGACCUGAGGAGCUCUGCUCCACCUGUGACAGACAAGGAAGCUUCCAUUCCUGCCUUGUGCUCAGGCCACGAUGGGGACGUGAAGAGGCCUGCAAGAGCUUCACCAACUUUCACCUUGCUGAGUCCUCUCUGAGGCUCAGAAGAUGCAUCACCAACAGUGGCCAUUCCUCCAUCCCUGCCAGGAAUGGAGAGGCCUCCAGAGGAGCUGACCUCUGCUCCUGCCAGAGCCCUCCAGAGGAGCUGACCUCUGCUUCUGCCAGAGCCCUCUAGAGCUCUCCUCUGCUCCUGCCAGAGCCCUCCAGGGGAGGUGACCUCUGCUCCUGCCAGGGCCCUCCAGAGCUCUCCUCUGCUGCUGCCAGAGCCCU
Molecule: messenger RNA, 1715 nt
Organism: Pogoniulus pusillus (Red-fronted tinkerbird)
Lineage: Eukaryota; Metazoa; Chordata; Aves; Piciformes; Lybiidae
Gene: IL13RA1
Product: interleukin 13 receptor subunit alpha 1
Exons: 10
Coding region: 90-1358 (422 amino acids)
Biological process (GO): cytokine-mediated signaling pathway
Cellular component (GO): membrane; external side of plasma membrane
Molecular function (GO): protein binding; cytokine receptor activity
Source: RefSeq, a predicted model, not a curated record